CCUGCCCAGGGCCAGGGGCUCCUGCCUGCCCCUCCCUGGGGCCCUGCUGCCCAGCCCCGCCACAGCCGUGGGCACGUGGCCUUUGUCCCUGCUGGGAUCAAGGCUGCAGAGGCAAGGGAAAGCGACAGGGCAAAUGGAAGUGACAUUUUUGGUGUUCUAACUGCAACAGGGAUUUGUCCUGCAAUGAGAUCCUGACCAUUGAGGAACGGGCUUUUGAGCCACUGCCUUUCCUGAAGUUUCUGUGAGUGAUCAAGUUGCUUUCUGGUGUUUUCAGUGCAGUCUUUGCAAUGGGCGCCUUUCCUGUGUUGGAAAAUGCUCCUGUUCUUGUCCCUAAACCUGCCCUGCUCAGAGCCCAGCUUAGCUGCAGAGGUCAAUGGUGAUGGCUGCCCAGCCACACCAAGGGGACAGAUCCCAGCAGGGUUAUCCACACAGAGAGGAGCCAUCAGAGCAGCCAGUUCUUGCAGCCUUGGCUGCACCCUGGCACAGAAAUAGCGUCAGCACUUGUGCCCUUCACUUCCCCUCCUGCUCAGGCUACAAACACUGAGAAAGCAGCAGUUUCCUCCCUCUUCCAUCCUGGAUUUGCACCUUUCCUCCCAAGAGAUGCUGCUUGCUCCCUCUUCCCGUAGGACAGGCCCCAUUCCUUUGUGUGACCUCCUCUUUCCCCAGAAACCUCUCUGGGAAUGGCCUCACGCAGAUCCGCAGCGGCACUUUCCAGGCCUGGCACGGGAUGCAGUUUCUCCAGGAGGUGUAAGUGGCCCCAGGGCUAAAGAAAGGCAUGGCAGGGCGAGUCUCUGCAGGCUCUCUGCAGGGUCAGUAGGCAAGAGCAGCUGUGCCCUCUGGAAAGCCCUGACUGUGCCUGUGGAUGUCAGCCAGGGAGCAGCAGGAGCGUGCAGCUGGAAGGGCCCUUUCCCCUGCCCUGCUCAUCUCCUGCACGGCUUCCUUGACACCGGCCAGGCCAUCGCCACGUGCCCGGCACACCCAGCUCCCGUCCCUGCCAUCAGCCCUGACAGAGCUCUCUUGUUCCUCAGGAUCCUCAGCCACAACCCGCUGGCUGUCAUUGCUGACGCUGCCUUCUUCAAGCUGCCCUCGGUGAUGUCUCUAGACCUGAGUGCCACCCAAGUGACUCCGCAGACGCUGCUGCUGCUCCUGCAGACCACGUUGAGCUUGGAAACCCUCCAAGUGCCCAGGGAAGUGGCCUGCUGCCUGUGCAAGGAGAGUCCCUUCACCGAGAGCCCGUGCAGGAGCAUCCUGUUCCCCUGCAAGAAGCUGUGCAGCACCAGCGCCCCGCAGUGCGCUCAAAGAAGUCUGGUACAGACACGGGGAGAAACACUGGACAUGGAACAGCCCAGAACGCUGAGCACCAGCCCAAUGUUGAACCUCAAGCCCAAGGAGCCUUCACUGGGAGAUGACAGAACUGCAACACUUGUGAUUGCCUUGACCCCAAGUGCUGAGGAUGAUGUCAGCAGCCUGGACAAUUCCAGAAGCAAUUCCUAUCCCCCUCAGCAUCUCUUGGAGAACACAGGCAUACCAAGUGUUGAUGACGUGAGGACCCAGCUCAAGAAGAAGCUGCACAUGAAGAAACUGCACACGUCCAAAAGCAUCCAGACUGCAAAAAGCCUUCUCCCAUACCAGCGCCAGCCUCCCCGGCUGAAGGACGUGUUGGAAAAGACACCCUCAAGCUGGGAUCAACAGGAGAUGCAGUCACAUUUAAACCGACACCGAUUAAACCCCUCGGAUGUAGGUGGUGGAUUACACCGUGCUUACGGUGCCUCUGUCACUGGACAACGCAGAGAUGAGGAGGAAGAUCCAGCUCCCAGGAGGAACUACAUCAGGAGACACAAACGGCACAAGAGGGACGACAGCCGGAAUUGGGUUGGACAUAAGCAGCUUUUGUACCAGGUUUGGAGGUCGGGAGUCAAAGUGGAGCCAAAGCCCAGAGCUGACCAGGGUCUAAAGAGGAACCUGGAUUUUCUCUCUGACCCGUCGGUUCAGAGCCGCCCUGCUGCCAGCAGCUGGGGAGAGGCCUUGGCUGAAGAGGAGCAAUCCUCUCUAGGCAGGCACCCCCUGAUCUCCCCUGACACCACAGAGGAGAAAGGCUCCGUGCCCCUCAAUAAACCUUGGAGCCCCCGCAGUCCAGACGUUGCGCUGGUUCCAGGAGAACUCUUGGAAACCGCGCUUGAUCUUCACCAGCAGCUUCUGGAGAUGGACUGCAGCCUGCCCCAGCUGAAGCAGGCCUGUGCCAAGAUGGUCUCAAAGACCAGGCUGCUAGUAAAUGUGCUCCGUGAGAGGCAAGAGAACCAGGAAGCCUCUGAUGCCAUGGACCAGUGUCCUCAGCAGGAGAACAUGAUCAUCCACAUGGCUUUGGGGAAAGGCAAGAAACUGCCAAGGAAGAAUCUGGAGGUUGUGGUGUACGUCAUCAUCUCUGUGGCUUUGCUGUUUUUCUUCAUCUUCGUUUAUCUGAUAGUGAAGUGUGUCUUCCAGCUGGAGUGCCCAGGUGAUGAGCCCCAGGUGCCCCUGCAGAUGCCCCUGCACAUGCUGAAGCGCUCCCGACCUCGUGAACCUGACUGCCAACGCUGCCACAGCAGGACCCUCUGCCUGAGAAGGUUCUGUGUAAAUCUGCCACAGCGAGAGAGGAAGGAUAACCAGGAGGCACAGGAUGUGGAGCAGAACUGGGCAGGGAGCUCCUCCGAGAGUUGCCCCUCAACUGUGAGCCUGCGGGACUGUGUGCCCACGGCUGGAGGCCGCCCCGGCCCGAGCGCUGCCGGAGCCGCCCCGGCCCGAGCUCUUGGCCCGCGCGUUUCUCCUCGGUCCCGGGGCCGCUGCCGGUGCCGCUGCCCGGAGCCGGAGCUGUCUGUGCGGCGGAGCGGCCGCGCUGCCCGCCCGGGGCCGGGGCGCCUGUGUGGGCGCUGCUUGCGGGACCGUGGCGGCCUUGCCAGAGCUGCCCGCGGCUUCCUUCGCACGGGGGCCGCUGCCGGUGCCGCCGCGCUGAGGCGGAGCUGCCCUUUGCUCUCGGCCGGCGCUAAUGUGGCGCUACGGCCGCGUCGGGAGCUGUGCUGUCAGUGUCCGGGCGCUGCCGCCUCCCGAGCCCGGCAGCCGGAGCGCUUCGCCGCCGGGACUCGCUGCAGCGGCGCUUGCGGCGGGCUCGUCCGGCCGCCGCCGCUGCUGUUCCCGGCGCGCUGA
This is a messenger RNA of Catharus ustulatus (Swainson's thrush), 3180 nucleotides long. RefSeq lists its product as uncharacterized. The record is from RefSeq and is a predicted model, not a curated record. The transcript is spliced from 10 exons. NCBI's taxonomy places the organism in Eukaryota, Metazoa, Chordata, Aves, Passeriformes, Turdidae. Bases 601 to 3180 code for a protein of 859 amino acids.